Limanda limanda (common dab) is the source of this 3197-nucleotide messenger RNA. RefSeq names its product ataxin 7 like 3a (gene atxn7l3a). Lineage: Eukaryota; Metazoa; Chordata; Actinopteri; Pleuronectiformes; Pleuronectidae. The record is from RefSeq and is a predicted model, not a curated record. Gene Ontology annotation, cellular component: DUBm complex; SAGA complex. Gene Ontology annotation, molecular function: transcription coactivator activity. The transcript is spliced from 14 exons. Gene Ontology annotation, biological process: positive regulation of DNA-templated transcription; regulation of transcription by RNA polymerase II. Bases 339 to 1418 code for a protein of 359 amino acids.
GUGGCCUCAUCCUCAUUCUCUUCCUCCUCCUCUUCCUUCUCCUCCUCCUCUUCGUCAGGCGGCUUUUCACCGUCAUUUUAACCGUCACCUGCGACACCAGCCUGAGCAUCUGACUGACAUUUCACUUUGGCCGGGGACAUGAAGAUGGCUGCAGCUGGACAGCAGCUUCUCGCCGGCGUGUUGUGUGUGAGUGACUCGGUCCUGUUGUCUUCCUCAGAGAAGCUGCCUGCUUCAGGCUGAGUUUUCAGGAAUGAAGACAGAUCCACAAACAUUCAUAAACAAUUUUAAAGCCAGCAUCUCAUUACCUUGCUAUCAAGAUUUCCAACACAGAUUUUCAAAUGAAAAUGGAGGAUAUGCCCCUGUCAGGCCCAGACAACACCAAGCUGGAGGCCUUGGUCCAUGACAUCUACUCUGAGCUGGUGGAAGAUGCCUGUUUGGGUCUGUGUUUUGAAGUACAUCGUGCUGUGAAACAUGGACAUUUCUUCUUGGAUGAAACGGACCAAGAGAGCAUGAAGGAGUUCGAAAUUGUGGACCAACCAGGAGUGGACAUCUUUGGGCAGGUUUACAACCAGUGGAAGAACAAAGAGUGCGAGUGUCCAAACUGCAAAAGACUGAUAGCAGCUUCUCGCUUCGCUCCACACUUGGAGAAAUGUCUCGGCAUGGGACGCAACAGCAGUCGCAUUGCCAGCCGCAGGCUGGCCACUAAUAAUAACAUGAACAAAUCAGAGAGUGACCAGGAAGACAAUGAUGACCUUAAUGAUAACGACUGGUCGUAUGGGGCAGAAAAAAAAGCCAAGAAGCGAAAGUCAGAUAAGAAUCAAAAUUCCCCCAGAAGAUCCAAAUCUCUCAAACACAAAAAUGGUGAUCUCGGAAGCAGCAUCACCUCAGAGCCUUACAAGUAUAACUACAACACUGGCAUCAGUUAUGAAACAUUAGGACCGAAUGAAGUCAGAUCCCUCUUAACAACACAAUGUGGGGUGAUCUCCGAGCACACCAAGAAGAUGUGUACCAGGUCUCAGCGAUGUCCCCAGCACACGGAUGAACAGAGGAGGGCCGUCAGGUUGUUCCUCCUGGGGCCGUCCGCGUCGUCGCUGCCCGAUGCAGACCCAGUGGUGGAGAGCGACAACUUUGAGCUUCCAGAUGGACAGACCCUGAUGAGCCGCCUGCAGUGGGAAGACUCUCCUGAUAUCUCACCCACAGACUCUGCCUCAUCCAAAGCCAGCACCAACCACUCAGACUCAAGGAAGCCGAAGAAGAAGAGGACGUCUCUGGGUUUGAACAGCGGAGGAGGAAGUCUGACUGGAGGCUGCAGCAGCAGCAGCGGCAGCUCUCAGAGUAAUAUCAACUUGUCGACCAAAAAGAAGAGGCCCAAACUCUCAGCACCUUCUAUUUCAAGUAUCUAUGACGACUUAAACUAGCGACAGCCUGUUUGUCAGGCCAGUCCCUCCCUUCACUCAGGAUGGGAUUCAUCAUGACUUAGCAGUAGCCCUAACCCUAACACAAGGCUUCCCCAUUUUACUGAAGAUUCAUUCUGUUUUAAGAACACGGUGUUGUUAAAAGCUGGGCCAGUCACUUGGUGUCAGACUCCAGUCCGAGUAUCUGUGAGUGGUAAACAGGGAACUUCAACAAAAUGUACAUUCUGCUUUUUCAGGAAUCAUGAACAGUUCUGUCAACAGAGACAGCUGCUGUUGCCCGAAGGUGGAAAUCAGGACGACUUGACCAUAGGCACGUUCAUCAACUUAUUGACUUAAUUAUGAAAGAAAAUUAUCAAUAAGCUCAGACGUAAUUGGUUCUAUUGUCCGUACUGAGAAAUUAGUGCCAAAGGUGUUUUAGACGGCUCAGAAUUCCUCUGUCUCUCUGUGUUGGCCUGUGUAGAUCAUGGUUAGUAAGGGUGCAUCUCUAAAUUAAUUUUAUCAUUCCAGUUUCAGAACAGUGCAGAUAAAGAGAAGGUCAGGGGAGUUUGGGAAGUAUUGGUUAAAUUGAUAAAUUAAUUUAUUAAGUUAUUUAGUUUGAAAUAAUUAAACACAAACAAAUGUUUUAACCAAAAGAGGGGAACGGGGCGAUAAAAGAGAGGACUAUGGACAGCAGUAUUAGAAACUAGUUACCUGAAAAGUCAAAACAAAAACCUAAGUUACUACUCUACUACAAACAACAACAAUACAUUCAGAAUAACAACCCUUUUCCUAAUGUCUAAACAGAAAAUAAGAACAAGAAUAAGCCUUGAACUUCCAAACAUCAUGUUUUACAUCUCAGAGAAACUUCAAUAUGUGAGGGAGAGGCGCCCGCUACCAUAACAAUAUUUUACCUGGUAGUAAAGUGCCUCCUUACUGACAGCGUUUACUGAUGCACUUAAGAACUUGAUCGACAACCUCUGUUGACAGCAGUAACAAAAGAGAGCGCAGACUUAAGAUGCCCACCUACUUAUUUCAUUUUAAACUAAAAACUAUUUUAGUCAAUAACGUACAAACAAUUGAAGUCUUAACCGUGGCUUUCUGAAACCUUCAGAUUCUCUUUGGUGACGACCUACUGACGUGUCCUUUUUGCUUUUAAUUCAACACUUGACAUACUGGAGUACUCAUCUGUGGUUUUGUGAUUCUAGCAUUGUAUUGCACAGUUUGUGUGUGUGUGUGUGUGUGCGCCUCUUUAUGCUGAAUCUAAUUCAGUGGGAAUGUCACCUUUUUGUGUGUGUGUGUGUGGUUAGAGGCUGUGUGUGUGUAAUCAUUUAUAUUUUCACAAAACUAUGCAUCCUAGAAUGUGACAUUUUUGUGAAAGUGUGUGCCAUUUGAAAAAAGACAAACCUAAAAAAAACUAUGCUUUUCUGUUUACAUCUUUAAUAUAUUUAAGUUUUCCUUUGUCACUGCCUAUUAAGUGAUGUAUAUUAUUUGUGUGUAAAUGCAGAUUGUGAUAAUUGACAAGCCUGUAGGCUUUUAGGGCACAUGUACAGUACAUGUAUGAUUUGAGUCGAUAUUUGAAUCAUUAAUCGGACGUAAAUUCUUUCUUUCUUGUUUUAUUCUUCCUCGGUUUGUCGGUCGAUCAGUGCUGCUGCUCCGCUUUUCAUUCAUGAUUCUGACCGACAAGUCUCCAUCUUGUAAUGCUCAGACUCUAGAGGUCGGAUGCACUUUAAAAAAUCAUGUACUUGCAACUUUUCACAUUUGAUGUCGUAGUGAAGUGUUUUUUUUAUAAAUUGCAUCAACAAA